AUGACCGGUAAUGAAAAGACGGAGCAAAUCGUCUACAUCAGCUGCGUAGAAGAGGUACGAUACUCCUUCGUCAGCCACCUCUCGGACGCUCUCACCCGAAAAGGCAUAGAUGUGUUCGUGGAUAGCGACGAUCUGCGGUCCGAGGAGGCGCAAGAAAUUGUCAAGAGAGCUAGGGUUUCCGUGAUGGUUUUACCCGGAAACCUCGAGCCCACCACGGCAUGCCUUGGCAAGCUAUUGCGGGUCCUCGAGUGCAAGAGGAGAAUCGACCAGAUGGUGGUUCCAGUUUUGUACGGUAUCGGAACAUUAGAGGACGAUUGGCGUCGCACGCUGCAGAAGAUUAGCGGUUUGUCACAAGGCCACCAGUCCAGUAUCAAGUACAUGUCUUUAUUGCUUGAGCAAAUAUGGCGCAGGAAGGAAUGCACCGACUCCAAACUUGUAGAAGAGAUUGCUAGAGAUGUGUAUGAGAAUAUCUAUCAUAUUGGACGAAUUGGAAUAUACCCGAAACUGUUGGAGAUUGAACAAAUGGUUUGCAAGCAACAGUCAGGCAUCCGCUGUGUUGGCAUUUGGGGUAUGCCUGGCAUAGGCAAGACAACACUUGCUAAAGCGGUCUUUGAUCAAAUGUCUGGCGCCUUUGAUGCUCGUUGUUUUAUCAAAGACUAUGACAAAGCUAUUCGUGAGAAGGGUCUUUAUCGCGUGUUGGAAGAACAAUUUUUGAAAGAAAAGCCUGGUGCUGGCGGUACCAGUACGAAACUGAGUUUGCUUAGAGACAAAUUAAACAAUAAGAAAGUUCUUGUUGUUCUUGAUGGCGUCUGCAAUCCUUUGGUUGCGGAGUCUUUUCUUAGAGGGUUUGACUGGUUCGGUCCCGAAAGCCUGAUUGUCAUAACCUCAAGAGAUAAACAGGUGUUUCGCCUUUGCAGAGUCAGUCAAAUAUAUAAUAUUCAGGGUUUAAAUGAGAAAGAAGCUCUUCAACUCUUCUCUUUGUGUGCGUCUAUAAACGAUAUUGCAGAGCAGAAUCUCCAUGGGCUGUCAAUGGAAGUGAUUGAAUAUGCUAAUGGAAACCCAUUAGCUCUCAGCAUUUAUGGCAGAGAGCUGAAAGGCAAGAAAGUACUGUCAGAAAUGCAGAAUGAAUUCCUCUCUCUCAAGCGGCGUCCUCCGUCUGAGAUUGUUGAUGUAGUCAAGAGCAGCUAUGACACACUCAGUGACAGCGAAAAGAAUAUUUUUCUGGACAUAGCUUGUUUCUUCAGGGGAGAAAAUGUGGACUACGUAAUGCAACUGCUAGAUGGUUGUGAUUUAUUUCCACAUGUUGGAGUUGAUGUUCUUGUUGACAAGUGUCUGGUGACUUUUUCAGAAAACCUUUUGCAAAUGCAUAAUCUUAUCCAGGAUGUUGGCCGAGAAAUAAUUAAUGGUGAAACAGUGCAUAUCGAGAGGCGCCGCAGACUGUGGGAACCUUGGAGCAUCAAAUAUUUAUUAGAAGAUAAUGAACACAAAACAACCUUAAAACGUGCUCAGGGCACUGAAGACAUUGAAGGCAUAUUCCUAGACACAUUAAACUUAGGUUUUGAUGUCAAGUCUGCUGCCUUCAAGAAUAUGUUGAACCUUAGACUGCUGAAAAUUUACUGUUCCAAUUCUGAGAUCCAUCCUGUAUUCAAUUUUCCUAAGGGCGUCCUCCAUUCCCUUCCAAAGGAGCUAAGACUCCUCCAUUGGGAAAACUAUCCUCUACAAUUUUUGCCUAAAAGUUUUGAUCCCAUGCACCUUGUUGAAAUCAACAUGCCGUACAGCCAACUUCAGAAACUUUGGGAUGGAACCAAGAACCUGGAGAUGUUGAGGACGAUCAGGCUUUGUCAUUCCCAGCAACUAGUUGAUAUUGAUGAUCUCUUAAAAGCUCAAAAUCUUGAGGUAAUUGAUCUCCAAGGUUGUACAAGACUGCAGAAUUUCCCAGCCACAGGUCAAUUGCUGCAUCUGCAAGUUGUAAAUCUCUCAGGUUGCACAAAGAUCAAAAGUUUCCCAGAGGUUCCACCAAAUCUUGAGACACUGCAUCUCCAGGGAACUGGCAUAACAGGAUUACCACUUUCCAUUGUUAAGCCAAAUGGCGGAGAGCUUGAGAGUCUUCUAGCAGAAUUCCAGGGUCUUUCAGAUGCCUUAAAACUUGAGCGUUUAACAAAUCUGGUGAAAUCUAGCUCAGCUAGUCAAGAUCUUGGCAAACUUAUUUGCUUGGAUCUGAAAGAUUGUUCUCAUUUGCGAAGUCUGCCUAACAUGGUUAAUUUAGAAUUUCUCAAAGUUCUUGAUCUGUCUGGCUGCUCAGAGCUCGAGACUAUUCAGGGUUUCCCGCGAAACCUGACAGAGUUAUAUAUUGCUGGCACUGCAGUAAGAGAAGUGCCACAACUUCCUCAAAGUCUAAAACUCUUGAAUGCUCAUGGCUGUGUCUCUCUGAAAUCAAUUGGUUGGGACUCCGAGCAGCUUCCUGUGCAUUACAUGUUCAGUAAUUGUUUUGAUUUAUCUCCACAAGCGGUCAACAAUUUUAUAGCAAAAGCGCUGGCUAAUGUAAAACGCAUGUCAAGAGAGCAUCUGCAAGAACUUAACGAAGGUCUGGCUUUCAGCUUAUAUUCGCCCUCACAUGUGAGUCAACAUUCCACACUUGAUCUGCAACUAGGAUCUUCCGUGAUGACACGACUAGCUCCUCCUUCGAGGAGUACGCUUGUGGGCUUUGCUAUGCUAGUGGAAGUUUCAUUUUCGAAGGAUUUCUAUAAUGCUACUGGUUUUGGUGUUAGUUGUGUUUGCAGCUGGAAAGAUAAGGAAGGCCGCUCUCAUAGGCUAGAGAGAACUUUUCCUUUCUGGGCUCCAGGAGAUCCAAUUUUGAAACUUCAAAAGGAUCAUCUGUUUGUCUUCUGUGAUGUCAAAAUGCGUCCAACUACCGGUGAAGGUAAUGACACCGAUAUCUUGGCUGAUUUAGUUGUAUUUGAAUUCUUUCCUGUCAGCAAGCAGAGGAAGCAUCUAGAUGAUAGUUGCACAGUGACGAGAUGUAAAGUCUAUGUGAUUGAUACUGCAACUGGCAACACCAAUCUUAAGUUGAGUUCACCAUUUUCUUCCUCGAAUGACGGUGAAGAAGUUAUACGCAACAAGCAAACUUGUCAAUCAGAAGGGUAUGGAUUUGUCGAGUUUGUUAAUCGUUCAGCAGCCGAGGAAGUUCUUCAGAGCUCUAGCGGUGUAACAAUGCCCAACGCAGACCAGCCUUUCCGUUUAAACUGGGCAUCUUUCAGUACUGGUGAAAAGAGAGCAUCGGAAAACGGUCCAGAUCUAUCGAUAUUUGUAGGAGAUUUAGCUCCUGAUGUGUCUGAUACUUUAUUGCUCGAGACUUUUGCUAGUAGAUAUCCAUCUGUCAAGAGCGCGAAAGUUGUAAUCGAUUCCAACACUGGUCGUCCCAAAGGUUACGGUUUUGUUAGAUUUGGCGAUGAGAAUGAGCGAUCAAGGGCUAUGACAGAGAUGCAUGGUGCGUUUUGUUCAAGCAGGCAAAUGCGCGUCAGUAUUGCAACCCCUAAAAGAGCUGCUACUUAUGGCCAACAAAAUGAUUCACAAGCUCUGACACUGGCUGGUGGACAUGGAGGAAAUGGUUCUAUGAGUAAUAGUUCACUGUCUGAUGGUCAAUCAAAUAAUGCAACAAUAUUUGUUGGCGGACUUGAUGCUGAUGUUACUGAAGAAGAUUUGAUGCUACCUUUUUCCCAGUUUGGGGAGGUUGUUUCGGUGAAGAUACCAGUAGGAAAAGGAUGCGGGUUUGUCCAAUAUGGUAACAGGCAGAGUGCUGAAGUUGCCAUCGAGAUCUUGAACGGGACAGUCAUCGGGAAAAACACUGUCCGGCUUUCUUGGGGUCGAAUCCCAAACAAACAGCGGAGAGGUGACUCAGGCCACCAAUGGAACGGAGGAUACUCAAGAGGACAUGGUUACAUCAACAGAUACGCUAAUCAGGGACUCAAACAUGUUUGCUAA
Messenger RNA from Arabis nemorensis, 3981 nucleotides. NCBI's taxonomy places the organism in Eukaryota, Viridiplantae, Streptophyta, Magnoliopsida, Brassicales, Brassicaceae. The record is from the annotation of a GenBank genome assembly.